This is a messenger RNA of Vigna radiata var. radiata (mung bean), 1304 nucleotides long. Its product is annotated as WAT1-related protein At1g68170. NCBI's taxonomy places the organism in Eukaryota, Viridiplantae, Streptophyta, Magnoliopsida, Fabales, Fabaceae. Gene Ontology annotation, molecular function: transmembrane transporter activity. The coding region runs from base 1 to 1164 and encodes 387 amino acids. Gene Ontology annotation, cellular component: plasma membrane. The transcript is spliced from 7 exons. The record is from RefSeq and is a predicted model, not a curated record.
AUGGAUGAUUUAAACAAAGUUGAAGCCACAGGCAAUGUGAAGCCUGUACUGUUAAUGAUACUGCUCCAGACUCUAUAUGCAGUGGUGAAUAUCAUGUUAAAGAUAGUAGCAGAUGAUGGAAUGAGCUUAGGUAUUCUUAUUGCCUACCGAUUCAUCUUUGCUACUGCCUUCAUUGUUCCCCUAGCUCUCAUCGUUGAAAGGAAGAGUCUGCAAUAUGUUACUGGGCAAGUUGCAUUCCAAGGUUUUCUCUGUGGGUUAUUUGGGGGAUCCUUCCUACAAGCUAUGUACGUUAAAUCGUUGGCCUUGACGUCUGCAGUAUAUGUUUCAGCCAUGUUGAAUCUCGUCCCUGGUGUCACCUACCUUAUGUCUAUUUCUCUUGGACUUGAGAAGGCAAAUCUUGGAACAGCAGGUGGCAGGGCCAAGUUGGUGGGAACUUUAAUAGGAAUUGGUGGUGCCAUGAUCCUCUCUUUCUACAAAGGAAGAAAGCUAUGCCUUUGGUCAUCACAUAUUGGCUUGUUACACCAUGCACCAUCACCACAUGGUGCCCCCACAGGUUCUCUCUUGUGGGGCUGCAUGCUAGCCUUUGGAUCCGCUUUGAGUUUCUCAGUGUGGUUGAUAAUCCAGUCAAAGAUGAGCGAGAAAUUUCCGUGGCACUAUUCAAUUGCGGCUAUGACAUCUUCAACGGCCUCAAUCCAAUCCAUUUCAUUUGUUCUCUUUACGGAGAGAGAUUGGAGCAAGUGGAAAAUUGGUUGGAACUUUAGGCUCGUAACAGCACUUUCUGCGGGAAUUUUGACCUCUGGAGUGGGUUACACCCUUUUAGCGUGGGGUGUGCGAAGGAAGGGACCACUAUUUGCGUCUGCUUUUAGUCCUCUAAUGGUGGUGAUUUUGACCCUCGUCGAGCCUUUGAUACUAGAUAAAUGUCCCAACCUUGGAAGUGUUACAGGAUCAGUGGUGGUUGUGGGGGGAUUGUACCUGCUGCUGUGGGGAAAAUGCAAGGAAACACAGAUUAAGCAGAACGAGGUGUUCUCAAAAGACUCUGUUCAAUGUGAAACAAUCCACUUUACCAACCCAUCUCUAGCAAGCUGGCAAAGGGAUAAAGACAAGAAGAUUGUAGCAAAUGUUACUUCCUGUUCACCAUCAACUACAUCAACCAUUCCUAAGUGAAAAUUCAACACCACUAGGGUCGACCCAGUGGGAGAAAUUGAGUAAUUUGUGUGAGAUUUCAAACAUUUAAGCUAGCAAUUCAUACGAGCAGUUUAUGCGCAUCAAAUACAUGUGUUGUAUUCUAUGUUUAUUACUUUGUU